AUGCCCGCCAUCACACACGGCCUUGCCUCCGUCGGCGCAUCCGUUGUGCCGACACCGCAUCUUCCCAGCCCGCACCUCUUACCAUCGGACAUCUUCCAUCAUCUCGGCCAGUAUUCUCCUUGGUUCCCCGCGGAUACAUCGUCGGACUACGCCGAUCCCCCUGAUCAAUGCGCGGUCACGUUUGUCAGCCAGCUCGAACGACACGGCUCUCGAUAUCCCACCGCUGGUGCUUAUAGAGAGCUGCGCAAGACGCUUCGUCAGAUUGCCAAGCACCUAGAGCGAGUGCCGGACACGGGCAAAGGCGUCAAGGCUACUGAAGGACUCGAUCCACACCUCAAGUGGCUACGUCGCUGGGUGCAGUCCAAGAAGAGCGAGGAUGGAGGCAUGCGCAACCGUCUCGGCAAUUCCGAGCUGACACCGUACGGCCAAUAUGAAGCCUACUCGUCAGGGUGGCGCUUCUAUGAGCAGUACGCACACCUGUUCGAAGCGCAGCAGGUCGACGUCAACGUGGACUACGAUGUUGAAUCGGAUCGCAGCGGCGCUCACUCGAAUCCAUGGCUUGAUUCGAUCUGCGCCGCGCCCCAGACACCCGCUGAAUCCAGCGCGUGGUCGACACUGCAAGUGCUUUCUGGCAUCAGACAUGGAGUCUGUCAGGCAUUGCGCUUCAUAACGAGGUCAGAUCCGUCUGAUCUUCAUCACGAGCAUCGAGAGAGACCCUUCGUUCGAGCUUCGGGAGCAGAUCGUGUAAUCACCACCUCCCGCUUCUGGCUCCAAGGCUUUGCUCAUUCCCCACACAAACCCUUUCGUCAUGCCUCGCCCGAGUCCGCGCCGUGGCCGCAGAAGGGACGUCCAGCCGUACUCGACGACCUCAAAGGGGGCAAGCCGCAUCGACGCAUCGAUCACCUCCCCAAACCCGAUGUCAUCAUCCCAGAAGCACGCAAAUCGGACAAGCUCGGCCAGGUCGCCAGCAACAACACGCUUGACGUCUACACCUGCUCCGCAUUUGAGCGAGACUAUCGCGACAACGCUCGCAGCCCUGCCUCUAUCAAGACGGCUGCAUUCGCCGCCAACGCCACGACAGCCAUUCGCGAUCGACUGGCGAGCCAACUCGGCGUUCGCAAGGGUGGAAGCAAAGACCGACGUGGAGAGAGGAUUCACCUGGAACCGCGCCAGGUGCUGCAGCUUUUCAGCCUCUGUGCCUUUGACACGGUGGCAAGGCUCGAUCCGUACGGCCUUCUGUAUGGAGAUUCGAAGCGGAACGAAGACGCUGUGAGCCCCUUCUGCAGUCUCUUCAAGCCGGAGGAAUACGCCAGCAUCUACGAGAUCACCACGGACAUGGAGAAGGACUACGGAUUUGCAGCACAUAAUCCGUUGCACAGGGCGCUGGCGACGCCUUGGCUACGAGAGCUGCUCGCUCGGAUGGAGGAUCGCUCGCCUGUCAUGAUCCCGCCCACUUCCAUCAACACCACCCUUGAUGGGGAUCAGCGGACUUUCCCGGUGCCCUCGGCGAAGGGACCACGAGCUUUUGCGGACUUUACACACGACAAUCAGCUCGCACCUAUCAUCUCCGCGCUGAACUUGUGGGAUGAAAAGCACACUUGGGUCACCUCCACGACGACGCCCUUCUCGGGCAGAUUGACGGUAGAGAAGCUCGAGUGUGGCAAGGAUGAGUACGUUCGCAUCUUGGUCAACGGCCAGCCGGCAAGCACAUCGGAGGGCAGCUGGUGUCCGAGUUCAGAUGAUGGCUUCGUGCUGAAAGGGGAUCAGCUUUGCCCGCUUUCCACAUUCCUCCAACCACUCAAGUGGGUGGACCACGCCGACGAGUGGGACAAGUGCUACUCCAAGAAGGGCAAGAAGGUGGAAUCGAGCGAUGCAUCUUUCCCCUAG
Kalmanozyma brasiliensis GHG001 is the source of this 1887-nucleotide messenger RNA. RefSeq names its product Histidine phosphatase superfamily, clade-2. The coding region runs from base 1 to 1887 and encodes 628 amino acids. Gene Ontology annotation, molecular function: acid phosphatase activity. Lineage: Eukaryota; Fungi; Basidiomycota; Ustilaginomycetes; Ustilaginales. The record is from RefSeq and is a predicted model, not a curated record. The transcript has a single exon.